AUGGACAAUAAUACAGAUAAAGAAGAACAACAAUCGAAAUCUUUAGGAAAUAAACGAUAUUCAAGUUUAUCUAUCAUAUCAUCAAAUAAAGAAAAAUCAAGUUUACUUUUACCUCAUGUGAUUCACUUUGGAUGUGACCAACAUUCAGGAAAUGAAUUAUGGGAUACAUCCUAUUUUUUUUCAAUACUUUUUGAACUCUUAGAUGAAUAUAAAGAUAAUAUUCAAGAAGAAUCUCGUCUUACCGCUUUUAUUCUAUGUCGUCUCGAUGAAAUUAAUUUUAAUUCACAAAUACCCUUAAAAUUACUUAUUCAAGUAUUAAAAUAUUUUCAUACAAUUCGUUUAAAAAUUCUUAUUCUACUCGAAUUUUUAAAUAUAUGUGAAACAAUUGAUUGUUCUCAAGCUCUUAUGUUAUUAUGGCAAUUUUCAACUUAUGGUUAUAUGACAUUAUUUUAUGUAUUAGAUCGAAUUAAAUUUUCAAUUAUUGAUAAAGAUAUUGAAUGGAAAUCAUUAUUAACUAUCUUUGAACCACUGGAAAAUAAGAAACAUGCAGCUUAUAUUAUAUUAGACAAAACAAAUUUUUACAAACCAAAUCAAGCAACAAUUGUUUUCGGAUCAAAAAGACUCAAACGAUACUUUUAG
Adineta steineri is the source of this 639-nucleotide messenger RNA. NCBI's taxonomy places the organism in Eukaryota, Metazoa, Rotifera, Eurotatoria, Adinetida, Adinetidae. The record is from the annotation of a GenBank genome assembly.